GUAGUUCAAAAGCAUGUCCCGUUUUGUUUUCAUUUUCACAUUUCAGUUUUUGGAGAAAUUUUUUACAAUUUAGGACAGAUGUGGUUUAGUUUAGUGCGUAAACAUGUAUUUAUUAAGCGACAUACACUUUUGGAGUACAUUUGAGGACAUUAUAAUAAAACAUGUAGAUUUUUCCGCCUUUAAAUACUUUACACGUAAAGAAUCUAACGAUCAGUUAUUGUAUAGGAGUAAGAAAAGUUAUUGCGAAGGACGAGGUAUCAUUUGGCAUCCUAAUAACAAGCGUCCAUUUAAGGUGAAAGAUCGUUUGAAAGAAUUAGAAGAAUGUCUACUACAAACUAAGGUAAUCUGUACCUCUUGUGCGGGAAAUAACUUUCAACUUCUUCUGGCCAACGGUUUACUAGUGGACAUUACCGUUGACCCGACCACUUGUGACAUUACAAAUAUAUCAUUUAACAAAUCACUAGCUGCAAAAGUACAAACGGAAUUGAUCUGCCACGGUAGAAUUGACAAAGAGCAAAUCGCAUGCAUAAGCACUGACGGACGUGUGUUUUGUCAGGGGGGCAUGUGGCGCGAGGGCUGGGUUAUCGAGAGUGGCGCUAAGAAAAAAAUUGACCUGCAUAAUGAGCUGCUGUGCGUGUGGGGAGGCGUCAAUGCGGAAAAACCGCAACCUUGGAGUCCCUUGGCAAAAGAUCACCAACGUGCCAAUUUACUGCUGUAUUGGGUUGGAAGUAGGGGGCCCGAAUUGUUCGCCUAUAAAAAAACUGAAGGCGAUCCCAUUAGUGUUAUUAUCAGUAAGGUGCUUAGCAAGAGCUUAAUUUCGGUCGAACAGAAAGUUUCUUUGAGAGGGGCGGUGUCAAUUGAAGUAAAUGUUUUGGAGGUAACCGCCAACGUGUUGAAGAGAACGUCGGUCAUUUCUGUACCUCUCCAAACUCAAAUUAGUUGUUGUUCCUUAAGUAACAAUGAAGGUCGACUGCUGCUGGGCUGCAUCGAUGGUUCAGUCGCCUUGCUCGAUCGUAUCAGUGGUGCCACUCAAAUAAUUAAAAGUUCAAUUAUACCUACACACGCAAUUUGGCACACUUACGAUGCGAUAGCGGCCAUAUCUAACGAAAAGGGACAGCUGCAAUAUUUUGAUACCGCCUUAAAUCGCAUUAACACACAAUUUAAUGCGGACGAAGGUAUUUCGAUACCGUUGCUGGAUUUAUCGAGCUAUUUCAACUUGCAACCGAACAUAUCCACGAUUAAGUGGGGGAGAUGCGGCAUUAUGGUUAUUUUCGAACACGGGCCUUUAGCCAUCGUGACACACUUGGACAAAGGUCUCACAUUCGCUUCGUUAGUUCAGCAGUACAUGAAAACCGGCAAGAUUAAGAAAGCGAUCUCUCUGUUGCUAUCGUGGGAUUGGGACGAGCAAUUUUAUGCCGUAUUACAGUUUAUAAUUUUGUCCCUUCUGAAAUCUCCAUUAACCGAGGAAAGUUCUGAGAGCUUACAGAAGGCACUAAGUUGCUUUUAUAGUCCGAUAGUGCGACUUGAUAGCGAGAUAAAGGAUAAAUACGAAGGACGGAUUUUAGCUUUGACACGGCGGUUUUUCCAUCAAUUGGUGCGAUAUAAAAUGUUCGAGACCGCCUUUCUUUUGGCGGUCGAUAUAGGCCAUCACGAUCUGUUUAUGGAUCUUUAUUAUUGUGCAAUAAAAAUGAAUGAGAAAGAAAUGGCCGCUGCUGCUCGUGCACAUGCGUCUGCUAUACUGAGUAGAUGUUCGAGUGAAGGCUCCUGCUGUUCUCAAUCGUCAUGUUCCCAAUGUUCGGAGACCUACACAGAUGAGAGUAACGAAAGUGAGAAACUUCAAACUGCUCACGAACACAUUUCCGCCUUCACCACUAAUAGUGACUACCUGACAACGAACUUUAACGAAUGUGCACCGAACACUUACAAUGAAUCUCUAACAAAAAAAUUUCCACAACCGCCACGACUGUUGCAAAACUUCAACGAAAUCCAAGCCCCACCUUUACCAAUAGCACCUACGUUUACCGCCCAAUACUCACUACCUAGUCGACUUAUACCGCCCCGUCCCUUAAUUCCGAAACCUCAGGUGAGCAGAGAGCGCAUGUGGACGUACAAUCCCCCGCUUCCACCAAUUCAAACUGCGGCCCCUCCCGCCCCAUCCGCCUCUCAACCGACCCAGCAAGCGAGCAGUAAGAAGCAGCAGGCGAAAGUCAAGUUUUCGGAUACCGUGACCGCCUUCAUCGUUCCCGAAAUUAAACGACCGCCCAGACCUCCACCGCCACCUCACAUAACUAAUCCGCAACGCGAACUUGCCGAUAGUCUACCCUUGUGUCAUCCGAACGAAGACUACUUAAAAGAUUUUACCCCCGUUCGACACGAAUCGGACGAUACAAUUACAAAGCCUAAGAUUAAAGUUGUUCAUUUUGGUGUUGUUUAAUACGCAUUUAUAUUUUUUUAUAUAUUAUACAGAAUAUUUUUAUA
Messenger RNA from Photinus pyralis (common eastern firefly), 2478 nucleotides. RefSeq names its product WD repeat-containing and planar cell polarity effector protein fritz (gene frtz). Gene Ontology annotation, biological process: nervous system development; establishment of protein localization; cilium organization. The coding region runs from base 104 to 2434 and encodes 776 amino acids. The transcript has 6 exons. The record is from RefSeq and is a predicted model, not a curated record. Gene Ontology annotation, molecular function: protein binding. Lineage: Eukaryota; Metazoa; Arthropoda; Insecta; Coleoptera; Lampyridae. Gene Ontology annotation, cellular component: axonemal basal plate.